ACGAUGAUAAGACUAUGCGUGGAGGGAAAUCCACCAUGAAAAAACAAGACUAUGCUUUGUCCACACAACAUUGGUGACUUUAACCUUUACACCCACCAACCUCAACGAAGAGGGAAACCAGAAGAAAAAAAAGCAGGACGUCCACGACGAUGCCAAUCCACGUCUGUUGGAUGGCCAUACCUCCAGAUUGCGCUUAGUUCAUUCUCCAGACAGCGCUACUGUCGGGCAGCCCAUAUGCAGACGUACCACGAGGUCUAGGCUACAAUAGCCUUCGUAUCAGGAAUCCUGCAAUGGUGUAGAAAGAAAGGCAGCAUGGAUUUCCCGCAAUUUUCCAACUUGCCCAUCGAGAUUCGCCUGCAAAUUUGGGGUUUAUGCCUUCCGCGGCGCCUCGUGGCAACGGAUAAGCUUGAAACGCACUAUCUACGCACAAAGCAGCCAUGCCAGGCCUGGAGGACGCCGAUACAGCCCAACGCCCGCCCCAUUAUCAAGGGCGUAUGCAAGGAAGCAUGGCAAGUUGUCGAGGAUGGCGGAGCAGCUGAAGGAUACACGGAAGAUUAUGACGCGAACAGUAAUGUCUGGGUGCAGCCUAAACUGGACAAGGUGCAGCUAUUCUGGACGAGAUACUACACACGGAUGGACGACCACCGCAGCGACUACCCUCACGCAAUGUUCGGGUUUGAAGCCAGUGAACUGAACAUGCCCAUCUCUGUCAUGGGCGAGCCGUUUUGCACGUUUCCAGCAGGUGACACGACCAACAGCAGCUUCCCCUGGCCGACGGUAGAGACCAGCCGGCACGUCUGCUCUGGUAAUGCCGCCGCAGCUUAUCUCAUGGCAUUCCUUGACCCUCCACAGGAUGUGGAAAUGGUACUCGAAAUCGUCGGUUUCCAUAUCCUAGACCGCAAGGCAGCGGAGAGCGGGUUAUUUGGCCUGCUCGGUGACGCGCCGGUGCAUGGCGUCGCGUACAACGAUACGCAGCGCAUACGCAAAUUCCAAGCCCUCUUUGAGGUUACUAGGUUGCCAGAUGCCCUUGAUGAUGCUGCAGCGGCAGAAAUAGAGUAUUUCAUGUCUCCAGCGUUUGCGUCCGAUGUCGCGCUUUGGAAGCAACUCGUCGAGUGGGUGCUCAUGGUGCAGCUGUGGUUGCAUGAUGCGCUGGACGGAACCUUGGACCCCCGUACCGCGGGGACCGUGUGGAAGCCAGUCAUUGUCGUCGAUUUUGGGGCCAGGCCUACUAUUUCCAUGGAGCGGUAUAGCUUUGAUCCUAGUCAUCCGUGGGUUCGCGAAGCGGCCAAGCAGGUGUUCCGCGUGCGUCCGACUGUUGUGUUUAGGCACUGUAGAGUGAAUUGCCGGCAGUAUGCUAGUCAGGAGAGAUAACAUGAAUAUUACGAAUAACCCAUAUAUACGAAUAUAUACAAAUAUCCGUUUUGCAUUUCUCUUAUAUCCUUUUGUAUUCUUUCUUCGUUUUAAACUUACAAACCG
Molecule: messenger RNA, 1476 nt
Organism: [Torrubiella] hemipterigena
Lineage: Eukaryota; Fungi; Ascomycota; Sordariomycetes; Hypocreales; Clavicipitaceae
Source: the annotation of a GenBank genome assembly